Molecule: messenger RNA, 512 nt
Organism: Nicotiana tabacum (common tobacco)
Lineage: Eukaryota; Viridiplantae; Streptophyta; Magnoliopsida; Solanales; Solanaceae
Product: non-specific lipid transfer protein GPI-anchored 1-like
Source: RefSeq, a predicted model, not a curated record
ACAAACACUCUCUCCAUAAAUAUCAAGAAAUAAACCUCUACAUUUUGCUACAAAAAAUCCUCCUCCUCUUACUCCUUUUUCAAGUUGCUUAGAAAAUGAAAAGUGCAUAUAAAUUUAUCGGUUUAGCGAUGUUAAUGGUAUUUUCAUGUGGGUUGGCUAAUGGAGAUGAUGACAAAAGCCUUAGUCAAAAGUGUGGGGUAGAAUUUCAAAAGGUAGCGGCGUGUUUAACUUACGCGACGGGGAAAGCACCGGCGCCAUCGAAGGAGUGCUGCGAUGCGGCAGAGGAUAUAAAAGAUGAGGACCCGGUUUGUCUUUGUUACAUAAUAGAACAGAUACAUAAAGGAUCAAGUCCAGAGUUGAAGAGCAUGGGCAUUCAAGAAGACAAAUUGCUUCAGCUUCCUUCUGCUUGCAAGCUCACUAAUGCCAGCAUCUCUAACUGCCCUAAGUUACUCAACAUUCCUUCAACUUCUCCUGAUUAUGCCAUCUUCACCAAUGCAUCUACUGCGUCCAAA